Nomia melanderi (Alkali bee) is the source of this 3208-nucleotide messenger RNA. RefSeq lists its product as uncharacterized. NCBI's taxonomy places the organism in Eukaryota, Metazoa, Arthropoda, Insecta, Hymenoptera, Halictidae. The record is from RefSeq and is a predicted model, not a curated record.
CUGUUAAUCGCCGGGCCGGUUAAUAAUUCGCCCCUUGUAUUCGCGAGACGCGUCGUAAGUUUUCCAGCGGCGGCUUUCUCUGCGCGAGAAUUAGUCAGCGAGGCCCCGAAGGAAACGACGGUUUAUUUUCGGGUGAUCUGAAAAUACGCGCACACGUCCCUCCCAGAGGCUCAGUUCUCGUCGCUCCGGGAUAGGAUCAUGGCUCUUAAAGUGUGUCUGCUCGCCACGAUAGCGAUUACGGUUUUGAUUGGAAUAUCAUCCGUCUACGCUUGGAACCCCGAGGUACACCGCUACGAGAGCUACGACCUAGACAGAGGUCCCGUGUUCUACGAGGCCUAUUAUCCGGACAGCAGCGACGAGUCCCGCGGCAGUUACCCGGAGAAGCGGUUCUUCGACCGGGAGGCUGUCCUGGAGAAGACGUACCAGGUGCCGUCGCAGCGACUGGCGUACCCAGAGAGCGCCGUUCGACUGAGCGGCGCGUUGAACCAAGCGAGGGGUCCUCCGCAGGACGCCGGUUUCUCCGCGCAGGCCCAGAGCCAGCCUCUGGACAUAAAGGAGAUAUCGAACCUGGCUAGACGCGCGAUCUCCCGCGAUCUGGAGAACUGGAACACGAUCGAGAGUUACCUGGACCGCGCCAAGUACCAGGAGCCCUCCUAUCGCCGCAGGAUCGUCGUCCCGGAGGAGCGAUACGGGAUCGAGCGGUCAGCCCGAGGAAUUGGGCCGGGCUUGUCGGACUCCUUCAAGGAUGGACGUGACUUCAACCGCGACUUGUACGAGGAAAUCCGGGAGGAACCGUUUCAGUCGGCUGAUCAAAGGAUGCCGGACGCGGCGAGGAGAUUGGCUGCCCGCGAUCUGGCGGGGAGAGACACUCUGACGAGCUUCGGGCCGAUCCGAUAUCAAAACCAAGCUCCGCGGGAGCCGAGGCUCCCAGCGUCUCUGCUGAAAGAUCCCUAUCCACCCGAGAACAUCUUCGCACCCAGACCCCAGGUGAUCAACUAUAUCUUCUCGAAGAAACCGGUGGUGGCCGAGAACGAAGCGCAGAGCGCAGCUCCGAAGAAAGAGGCGACCGACGAGGCUGCUCCCAGGAACUACGGGGACAAUCUCAUCCAAGAGGAGAUCGGGAAGCAAGAGGGGAAGCAGGACGUGAAGGUGACGUCCAUCGAGGUCAGCGAGGUGCCCAGGCACAAGACCAGGCAUCACCACGGCGAAUGGCCGAAGCGCGAUUACUCGAAGCGUCAUCAGUCGUGAAUUAUCAGAGGACGUCGAGGCUCCGUGAAUUUGAUUGUCGGGCAACUGAAGGAUAUCGGCUGAUGGAGGAAUUGACGAGGAUGCUUAUCGUAUUUGGCGUUAUGGAAUUACGGUGGUUCUGCGCUGAUGUAGUCGGCGAGGUGGACGUUGAUUGGGUUCUAUUGAAAUUGAUUCCCGUUUGGUUCUUUCCUGCUUUUGUCCUUUCUACUUCGCCUUUGGAAUAUAAGUGGCUUAACCGUAAACGAACGUCUUUCUCGAUCGAAUUUUUGGGGACGUUUUGGAAGGCGCCGGAGUCUCGACGGUAAACCGUGAACAGUGAUACGUUGUCUGAAAUGUUUAUUCAAUGUAUUAUGCUACAACAAUGGUACAAUGUUCGCUAACAACGUGUACAUAUAUGCAUCGCUACGCUUUCUUCCUACUUCAACUUUCGUAUUCAUCGUCAAUGAGAUACACGAUAAAACCGCACAUGUAUUAACAAGUAGUUAACCGCGUUUAGGAAAAUAUUUGGUUUCCGCGGGUGCUCGUAACAACACGUUUACGCGGGAACGCUCUUCCCCGCUUUUGAAACGAAUAUUCUUCGAAGGAAUGUCCGUGCGAUUCUCGUUCGCUUGUCGUUUAUUUUAUACUCGGAUGAGACACCUAUAUUAUCGACACGAUAGAACUUAUCAGUUAAUGAGUUGGAACACAACUUCGUUUGGUGGAUAGUCUCAGUUAGCUACAUCUAGAAUAUUUAUAUUUAAUUAUCCGAUUCUUCUUCCCUUCCUCCCCUCGCCCUUUGUGUUUCGGAUAUCUUUCGCCGUGAUAAUCGUUUCUCGUCGCGCGACAGCGAGAAUUGGAAUUAACACUCGUGCGCAUACUUAUUCACUGGGUAUUAAAUCGUUAAAACGUUCAACUAGGGUCUAGCGUCGUACUGCUGUUCAAACAGCCGCAAAGUCAACAAAGAACAACAAGACUCGCGGAAGAGAAUAACAUUUGAGUCGCUCGGAAGCCAAUGCGGUGAAUUCCGGAGAGCAGAAAUCGAGGAAAUAAAUAUAUUGGCUUCUGAAAUUAUUAUACAACACACUAAGACCUAUACCGUGUCAGGUUUUCUUAGUUUUCAUGCUUACGCAGCUGGGGGACACGUUCGUCGAAGAUAUUUACAUACAUACAUACAUAUAACUAACGCUUUCACUCAUCUUCGAUCGCUCCGCACAUGUAAAAAUAAAUUCUUUUCCCCCUUUGAGCUGGUCAACGAGCACGUAGCAUGAAAAAAGACCUUCGAACGAACGGUAAAGUACAUACGUCACUCUUACGUCGAAGACUGUACACUUAGAAAAAUGAGAAGCAGCACGAAACGAAGUAAGUCAGGCAAUUAGUAUCAAUUUAAAAGUCGAAUUAUUGUACUGUGUGUUUGUAGUCGUAUAAAGUAAGAGUUUAAUUUAUACAGCUGCAAGAUCAAUAUAAUAAUUUAACGAAGGUCUACGUUAAUUUAUGGACAACUAUAGUUUUAUGUAAAGUACUGUUCUAAAACGGACUAUGUUCAUAUUCUAUGUCUCCCAAAUCUCCUCUGUUCAUGGUUUUAUUCGAAACCACACGAGUAUCUAAUUUCCGUUUUAUAGGUGUGUAUAGUUAAGUAUCAUUAUGAAGUUUUAUAAUUUAAUUUGGCGCGUACAAGACUUUAAGCGUCUUGUAUACACAUAUAUUUACUCUUCAAUAUUAGAAUCAACUUACUGUUGUAUAAAAUUAUCUGCCUAAGUUCAUUCACGAGUCCCUUUCUUCAGAUAUAAGUUCCUCUUUCAGCACAUCAUACAAUUACUUAUCGCUAUAAGCCACGUAACGAUAUACAAAAAUAAUUAUGAUCUAAAGUUCAGUAAACGUACUCCUUUAGGAAACAUUAAUUCAACAGUCUGCAAGAAUAUUGAAGGUGCAAAUAUGAGUGAUUCGAAAUCAUAUAGUACAUAGCAUGCAAAUCAUGUACUGU